Myxocyprinus asiaticus (Chinese sucker) is the source of this 2677-nucleotide messenger RNA. RefSeq names its product ABI family, member 3a (gene abi3a). Gene Ontology annotation, cellular component: lamellipodium. Gene Ontology annotation, molecular function: SH3 domain binding. The transcript has 11 exons. The record is from RefSeq and is a predicted model, not a curated record. The coding region runs from base 280 to 1851 and encodes 523 amino acids. NCBI's taxonomy places the organism in Eukaryota, Metazoa, Chordata, Actinopteri, Cypriniformes, Catostomidae.
CCGUUUGCGAAAUAACUGGAGUAUAACAAGUAACGUUUCGGGGUCCAGUCAUUUUAGUGGCUACUUAAUAACGACAUAUUUAAAUCACAUUAAUUUGGUAAUUUAAGUUGGCAUCAUUUCCUCAUGCGUUCACACUUUCUGGUCAGAUAUGUGCGGCGAGCUUCUCGUUUGUGACAGAAGAAGGCGGAUAGUAACCUGACUGACAGACAUCAGUAGGUCGCUGUCACAGGGAGGUUCCUGCAGUUGCUCUUGAACGUGUCUCUCUCAGCCUGUCGCGCAAUGAAGGACCAAAACUACGGCGAAGAAAUUACAAAAAUACUGGAGGAGGCCCCCUCUUCUCGUAAAGCACUUUUAGACAACUACGACAAUUUACACAAAGUAGCUGAAUACUGCGAGAGCAACUACCUGCAGUCUGGUAAUGACACCAACAAAGCACUGGAGGAGACCAAGGCCUUCACUACCCAGUCCUUGGCUAGUGUGGCCUAUCAGAUCAGCUCCCUGGCUACCAAUGUGCUCAAACUGCUAGAUGCACAGACACUACAGCUCCGCAAGAUAGAGUCCUCCAUCAACCUGAUUGGACAGACGGUGGAUAUGCACAGAGAGAAGGUGGCUCGUCGAGAGAUUGGAGUUUUCACGGUUGCCAAGAGGGUUCCUCGAAAUCACAAGAUUGUCCCCCCUGCAAAAAGUACACAGCCCAAGCCCAAGUUCACCCGCACACCCAUCUCUUUCUCUAGCCUGGACUCUGUAGGCCACGGUGUGAAGGAUUCUGGGCAGCCACAGUUAAAAACAGCGACCAUGACCCGCAGCAGCAGCAUACUGAGUCGGGGCAGCCGUCCUCCAGAGCCUGUCCAAUGCCCUGUGGUGCCCACUCUGUCCCAUGGAGCAUCCGUCAACUCACUUAAUGACAAUUCAAUCGCUUCAAGCUUUGGUAAAGCCGUACCACCUCCAGUAGUGCCCAGCUGGCCCAUCAGCUCUGAUGGUAGUGGUGACAUCAUUAGCACCCUGCUGGAUGAAGGCCCACCCCCUCCGCCCCCACUGAUGGAGACAGAAGUAGAGCAGUAUCAUGUGCAGGAUACUGGUCCACCUCCACCUCCUCCACUUGACUGUGCCGACAUUCCUCCACCCCCUCCUAUGCCCACUUCAGCGAACACAUCUGAUCCAAGCAGCCUGAUGACCAUACCACCUCCUCCACCAGCUCCACCUCUUGAAACAGUGGCCGAAGAGAAUGGAUUUCCUCUGCCAGCACCUCCCAGUGACAUACCUCCUCCACCAACCUCUGACGGCCUUGAUCUUCCAGCCCCACCACCUCUGCCUGGGGAUGAGAACAUUGAAGCUCCGCGUUCUCGGCGUUCGCGAGUGCGACGUCAUCCUCCUAGCUCUCGCUCUCUCUCUAUGAGGGUCCGCAUGGGCCCCAGUGCUCGCUCGCUCUACACACGCUCCCUUUUUCUGCCUUCUGCUCAAUCACUCAUGAUACCCCCACCCCCUCCAUACCCGCCUCCUUUGGCUCCACCCACUUCACUGAGCCCAUUGUGCAGGAUCCCUGCCCGCCUGGAGCAUCUGGACCUUGAGAUUCCUGCUCCGCCCCCAUCGCCACCAGUUGAACGUUUUGAUGACUUUGAGGACAUGCCCCCUCUACCUCCCCCUAUUGAUUAUGACAUGUCCGCACCAGCUGACUAUUUGGAGAAAGUGGUGGCACUAUACAGCUUUGACACAGGCAAGACUGGUGACUUGGUCUUUCAGGAGGGAGAUAUCAUCUACGUUACCAGCAGAAAUGAGGAUGGCUGGUGUGAGGGAUUUCUGCAUGGGGUUAGGGGUUAUUUUCCUGGUAACUAUGUGGAGUCCACCGCCUAACUGGCCAUCUGUCAGGGAACAAACAAUUGAGCAUCAUGGCACCUUAAAAUACAAAUGUUGUAAAGUGAAACACUGUAAUCUACUAAAUGAUUGAUUGUUUGGUGCCAUAGAAAUGUAUAAAUGAGAGUAUUUCACUCUCUUAGAAAUAUAUAUACAGUAUAUAUAUAUAUAUAUAUAUAUAUAUAUAUAUAUAUAUAUAUAUAUAUAUAUAUAUAUAUAUAUAUAAAUAACUAACACGCUGACCUGUUUUCAGCAGAGGUGAGCUUUUGUUGAUGAUAUAAAAAGCCUCUUGUAUUUUUACGUUUAGUUUGGUUUUAAAUAAUGAUAAUGAUCUUCUGAAAUCUCUCAGGACUUUAUGCUAUAGUGUAAAUGUACAACAUAUUAAGAAACAAAAAUGUUGCACAUUUAGCUGUGUUUGAUCAUUUGUUAACUUUUUUUAACAUUCCAGAUUGUGUUUAUUAGAUAUGUAUGUUUCAAUAGGCUACUGUGUACAGUAAAUUUGUUUAGUACAUUCUGUGUGCCAUAAUUCGACACAGUGAUCAUGCUAAAUUCAUACUACUCAUGUACAUAAAUCCCUUGCUAAUACAAUAUUUUUAAGGAAUGCAUAUUCUUGGUUGACUUCUAUACCUAUGUCAUUUUUCACUUCAACUCUGGGAACAUUUAAGAAGUGUACAGAUGUACAUGUGCAGGAAUAUCUCAGCAAUUCAGUUACAAAUUCACUGUUCUGCAAAACCAAGUUUGUGUUUAAUGUCCAGAGAAUCAACAAUCUUGUUAACAAUGUUAAUGUCUUGGAAUAAAGCUCAAUUACUUUCAUGUCAGCUUUACA